This is a messenger RNA of Protobothrops mucrosquamatus (brown spotted pit viper), 1158 nucleotides long. RefSeq names its product nuclear receptor subfamily 1 group I member 3 (gene NR1I3). NCBI's taxonomy places the organism in Eukaryota, Metazoa, Chordata, Lepidosauria, Squamata, Viperidae. Gene Ontology annotation, biological process: negative regulation of transcription by RNA polymerase II; positive regulation of transcription by RNA polymerase II; cell differentiation. The record is from RefSeq and is a predicted model, not a curated record. Gene Ontology annotation, molecular function: RNA polymerase II cis-regulatory region sequence-specific DNA binding; zinc ion binding; nuclear receptor activity. The transcript is spliced from 9 exons. Bases 16 to 1158 code for a protein of 380 amino acids.
UACCACUUCCACGUCAUGACCUGCGAGGGCUGCAAAGGGUUUUUCCGGAGGACGGUGCUGAAGGGCAUCCAGUUCACUUGCCCUUUUACUCAGAGCUGCCCGGUCACCAAAGCCAAGCGGCGACAGUGCCAGGCCUGCCGGUACAAGAAAUGCCUGGCGGUGGGGAUGAGGAAGGACAGCAUCUCACCCGGCUUCUCUCUGCAGCCGCCGGUCCGUCUCCACGUCCACAAUCCGGACGCUCAGGGUUCUCCGGAAAGCGCUUUCUCUUCGCUGUAUCUUCUGCCCUCCCACGAGGACAACUCGGAGGAGGUCCUUCCAGAUGUCUUCUCCCUCCUGCCCUUGUUUGCCGACCUCAGCACCUUCAUGAUCCAGCAGGUCAUCCAGUUCGCCAAGGCCAUCCCGGCUUUCAGAAAUCUGCCCAUGGAUGACCAGAUCUCCCUUCUGAAAGGAGCCACGCUGGAGAUCUGCCAGAUCCAGUUCAACAUGGUCUUCAACGAGGAAACGAACGCUUGGAAAUGUGGUCCACAUUGCUACACCAUCCAAGAUGGCGCCCUGGCUGGACUUCAGCAGGUUUAUUUAGACACGCUGCUUAAAUUCCAUACCAAUUUGCGGAAACUGAGGCUGCAUGAAGCUGAGUACGUCUUGCUGCAAGCCCUGGUGUUGUUCUACCCAGAUCACAUAGAGGUGACCCAACGGGAGGAGAUCGACCGGACCCAGGAGAAGAUCGCCCUGACCUUAAAGAAAUACAUCGACCGCUGGCACCCCUGGCCCGAAGGCAGGUUUCUCUACGCGAAACUCCUGCUGCUGCUGACCGAACUCCGGUCGCUGAAAGUGGAAAACACCCGUCAAAUCCAUCAUAUCGAUGACAGACAGAAUCUCUCCUCCAUGACGCCUCUGCUCUCCGAAAUUAUCAAUCACAUAGAGGUGACCCAACGGGAGGAGAUCGACCGGACCCAGGAGAAGAUCGCCCUGACCUUAAAGAAAUACAUCGACCGCUGGCACCCCUGGCCCGAAGGCAGGUUUCUCUACGCGAAACUCCUGCUCCUGCUGACCGAACUCCGGUCGCUGAAAGUGGAAAACACCCGUCAAAUCCAUCAUAUCGAUGACAGACAGAAUCUCUCCUCCAUGACGCCUCUGCUCUCUGAAAUUAUCAGCUAA